GAAUCUCCCGCCAUUUUUCAAUCCCUUCUUUCUCUUUUUUGUGUGCGUAAAUUGAGCGGGAAACCGGCUAGGGACUGGAAGUGACCGACCCACGGAGAAGGCAAGGAACCCCCGGCCAAAGGAUUAGGACAGCUAUUGCUGUCUCCAGACGCGCGCAGCCUGACGCCUUGUUGUUCCAGGGAUGGCGCCGCUGCUGGGCCGAAAGCCUUUCCCUUUGGCCAAGCCGCUAAGCGAAGCAACCCCAGGCGAAGGCGAGGGCGACGUUUACAUCAUAGAACACAGCAAGGAAGCCUUCCGGAGCAGAGAAGAGUAUGAGUCCCGUCUGGAGCGCUAUGCAGAGAGGAUCUGGACCUGCAAGAGCACAGGAAGCAGUCAACUAACUCACAAAGAGGCUUGGGAUGAGGAGCAGGAAGUUGCUGAAUUGUUAAAAGAGGAAUUCCCAGUGUGGUAUGAGAAGCUGGUGCUGGAGAUGGUUCAUCAUAACACCAUAUCAUUGGACAAGUUGGUAGACCAGUCCUGGAUGGAGAUUAUGACUAAAUAUGCUGAUGGAGAGGAAUGUGACUUUGAGGUUGGUCCAGAAAAGUAUUUGCGUGCAAAAAUUGUGAAAGUACACCCAUUAGAGAAAGAGGAACAGGCUUCUGAGAAAAAGUCUGAAGGUUCUUGUGACUCUCCAUCCAGUGACAAAGAAAACUCCAACAAAGUAGCUCAGGACAUCCAAUUGAAGGAGGAGAGCAACAGACGGGAAAGCUUGAGUAGCUUAAGGGAAAGUGACCGGGCCCGACGUUCACCUCGCAAGCUCCCUACAAGCUUAAAAAAGGAAGAGAAAAAGUGGGUCCCACCUAAAUUUCUUCCUCACAAAUAUGAUGUGAAACUUCUCAAUGAAGACAAGGUAAUCAGCUUUGUUCCUGUUGAUAGUUUGUACCGAUCAGAGCGCCCUCCAAACAAAGAAAUUCUUAGAUACUUCAUUCGACAUUAUGCACUCCGCAUUGGCACUGGGGAGAAUGCCCCUUGGGUAGUAGAAGAUGAGCUGGUGAAAAAGUAUGCUCUACCAAGCAAGUUCAGUGACUUCUUAUUGGAUCCACAUAAAUAUAUGACGCUCAAUCCAUCACCUGCAACAAAAAGGAAGAGUCUAGGAUCCCCUGACCAGAAACCAGCCAAGAAAAGCAAAAAGUCACCACUUAGCCCAUCCUCAUGGAGUCAGGUGAACCUUAAGAAAACAGGAGUUAAUAGUUCCUCCUCAGAGGAGGACAUGCAUUUAAUGAUUGGUGCAAACUUAAACAAAAAAGGUAGUUUGACUGGCAAGAAAUCUGAUAAGAAGAAACCCAAAAAUGGCAAGUCACAGGUACUGAAUGGCCAAAAAGUUUCUGGCAAGACUCGCUCACCUAAAAAAGGGUUGAAGAGCCCAAAGCUAAAACAAAUGACCUUAUUGGAUAUGGCUAAAUCUACUCCAAAAGUGUCUCGGGCUCAAAAAGGUGGUUCAAGCACACCUAGGUCAAGCAGCAAACCUCACAAAUACCUUCCCCCAGCUGCUCUCCACUUAAUCUCUUACUAUCGUGACAACAAAAAUCGCGAAGACCGUAAAAGUGCUCUGUCUGCACUGAUUUCUAAAGUGGCUCGAAUGCUGACUGCUGAGGACCGUAAAAGGCUGCCUGAUGAUCUGCAAGAGCUGGUUCAGAAACGCUAUGACCUGCUUGAGCAUCGCAAGCAGUGGGCAGUGAUGACAGAGGAGCAACGUGAGGAAUACAUGCGCAAAAAAAGAGAGGCACUGAAAGUCCGUAUUAAGGAGAAGGCUCGGGAACGGAAACAGAAGGAGAGAGAAGAACGUCUGGAAAAACAGAAGAGAUAUGAGGAUCAGGAGAUCACUGGCAAAAGCUUGCCAACUUUCAAACUUGUAGAUACCCCAGAAGGACUGCCUAAUGCACUGUUUGGGGAUGUAGCAAUGGUGAUAGAGUUUCUCAGUGGCUACUCAGACCUGCUUCUACCAGAUGCGCAGUACCCAGUGACUGCAGUAUCCUUAAUGGAAGCUCUUGCUGCAGAGAAGGGUGGAUUCAUGUACCUUAACAGAGUACUUGUUGUGCUACUUCAGACACUCCUACAGGAUGAGAUUGCUGAGGACUAUGGAGAACUUGGUAUGAAAUUAUCUGAGAUUCCUCUCGUGUUACACUCUGCCUCGGAGCUGGUUCGCCUUUGUUUACGUAAAUCCGAUUCUCCUGCUGGGGAAAGUGAUUCCACUGAAAAAGGAGACGAAGAUAGUGUAGGAUUUGCUGUCUACCAAGAUGAUGAGGUGGAAGAUGAGUAUCUUGAGAAGUUGGAGACAUCUGAGUUUUUUGAGUUAACAACAGAGGAGAAACUUCAUAUUCUGGCUGCUCUCUGCCAUCGAAUUCUAAUGACUUACUCUGUGCAAGAUCAUGUGGAUGCAAAACAGCAGCGCUCUGGUGAGCUUUGGAAAGAAAGACUGGCCAUUCUUAAGGAGGAAAAUGAUAAGAAACGUGCUGAGAAACAGAAGCGAAAAGAACAGGGAACUGUAAAGCCCAAGGAAGAAGUGCAGGCAGCAAAGAUUGUGAAAAAGCAAGAAAAGAUUAACACGCAACAGGACAAUGAUGCAGAAGAUAUGAUCAGUGCAGUGAAAAGCCGGAGGCUGCAAGCCAUGCAGGCUAAAAAAGAGAAGGAAGAACAUGAGAAGCUAACAAAAGAGCGAAUAGAAAGAGAGACCGAAGAAGAGAGAUCCCGCAAGCAGAAAGCAUCUGCUGAGAAAGCAUUUCACGAAGGCAUUGCAAAAGCAAAAUUAGUUUUGAGAAGAUCUCCACUUGGAACAGACCGCAACCACAACAGGUAUUGGCUGUUCUCAGAUGAAGUCCCUGGAUUGUAUAUUGAAAAGGGUUGGGUGCAUGACAGCAUUAAUUACAGGUUCAGUCCCGAGUCUAAACAAGAUAGUGAACAGGAUGCUGAAGAAAGUGAAGAUGCAAAUAGCAGUAUUGGGUGCCCUGAUGAUUCGACUCAAAGGGAGGAAAAACAUGCAGAGACUACUGUGCCCAAACAGGGGCAGAACUUAUGGUUUCUCUGUGAUACUCAGAAAGAACUUGAUGAGCUUCUUGAUUCUCUGCAUCCGCAGGGCUUCAGAGAGAGCCAAUUAAAAGAGCGCCUGCAAAACAGGUAUCAGGACAUUAUGCACUCCAUUCAUCUUGCUCGUAAACAAAACUUGGGGUUAAAGACCUGUGAUGGACAGCAAGAGCUGUUAAAUUUUCUGCGCAGUGAUAUCAUUGAAGUUGCUACCCGCUUACAGAAGGGAGGCUUGGGAUAUCUAGAUGAUACAACAGAAUUUGAAGCAAAGGUUCGCACACUUGAGAAUCUCAAGGAUUUUGGAGAAUGCAUAGUGUUUCUCCAGGCUGCUGUCAUCAAAAAAUUCUUACAGGGUUUCAUGGCUCCAAAACAGAAAAAACGUAAGCAUCAGUCAGAGGAGGCAGCAGCAAAAGCAGAAGAGCAAGAUGAAGAGAAGAAAAUGGCAGAAGAAGCAAAAGUUGCAUCAGCUGUUGAGAAAUGGAAAGUGGCCAUUCGGGAUGCCCAAACAUUUUCACGCAUGCAUGUCUUACUGGGGAUGUUGGAUGCCUGUAUCAAGUGGGAUAUGUCUUCUGAAAAUGCUCGGUGUAAAGUGUGCCGCAAGAAAGGUGAAGAUGACAAGCUCAUUCUGUGUGAUGAGUGUAAUAAAGCAUUCCAUCUCUUCUGUCUGCGACCAGUAUUAUUUAACAUACCUGAUGGAGAAUGGUUGUGUCCUGCAUGUCAGCCUGCAACUGCUAGACGAAGUUCUCGGGGCAGAAAUUACGCUGAAGACUCAACUCAAGAUGAAGAUGAAGAGGAGGAGGAAGAAGAAUCCGAGGAGGAGGAAGAGGAGGAAUCGGAUGAGGAGGAGGAGGAGCAGGAAAUGAUGGGACAGAGAUUGAGAUCCCGCAAAGCUGCAAAGGGUAAACCAGGCCGGCCUACUCGACGUGGGCGUCCACCAAAGAACAAUACUCAUUCUCGUGUCUCACGACAACGAUAUGUGGAAGACACUGAAGCUGAUGUUGAGGAGAUGGUGCGUCAAAGCAAACCCACCUCCCGCCGCCAGAACCAGGAGUUUCAGAAGUGUGAAGAGAUUUUGGCAAAACUCAUAAAGUACAGAUUCAGCUGGCCUUUCAGGGAGCCCUUCAAUGCUGAUGAGAUAGAAGACUACACGAAAGUGGUGACAACCCCAAUGGACUUCCAGACCAUGCAGAGCAAAUGUUCAUGUGGCAGUUACCAGACAGUGCAGGAGUUCCUUAAUGAUCUUAAACUGGUAUUUGGAAACACAGAGCUGUAUUAUGAGGCUGGAAGUUCCCAGUUGUCCUGCUUGGAAAAGACGGAGCAAUGCGCUCGAGACCUACUUGGCAAACACCUGCCUGCACACACUUAUCAGAGAAGACAUCGUAAGCACCAGUCUCCCGAGCCAGAGCCCGAGACAGCCAAUCCCGGCCGGGGGCGCAAACAGAAGAAAUGAAAAACUUAUAAACAAGGGAGAGGGUUUGGGGCAGAGCUCAUGGAAGAAUUGAAGAAGAUGUAGAAAUGGAGAGUUGGGGUGGCAGAACCUCGUGUUUUCCCGAUGAAUGAUACCAUAAAUACCUUGACAUGUUUGUUGCAUCGGAGAGAAGAUAAAUACAAAAUGUGCGGAAGUCAGACGUGCCACAGCUAAAUCCGUUUAUAUCGUCUUAUUCCCAAAUUAGAUUUCUAUCGCCCACCAACUAAAACUGCCGCUAUCUGGUUUUGUCAUGGAACCCCUCUUGCUUAAGAGAAUGUGGUUUAUGAAUGAUCAUAUCUAUCAUAAUAUUGCUGCUUCAUUUUGGCUUUUUAAGUUUUCUAUGAGACCUACCAUUCAGUGUCUGCUUGCAUAUUGCCAGUGCUGCACAUACUGCUUUGUUCAGUGGAAGGGUGAUUUAAAGGACAAGUGUUUCUUUAUUGCUAGGGAACCGUCGGGCAUAUUGCUAGAAAUUAUGUACGUGGAUUUCUCCGUUAAAUAAUUAUUUUAAUCAGCCUUCAGAUUUUUAUGAUCUUUCUCGGACUAUGUUGCUGAUAACUCCGUUAAGGGUCUUCUGUCAAACAAGUGGCUGUUUUACGUCUGACUUCUGUGAUUAGAUCCUCUAUUUACCCUUUGUAUUUAUAGAUUAACACCCAUCUCCUUCUCGUAGACGUUCCCCAGGCAAUCAUUGGGAGGCAUCCUAAGGCUGAAUAAAAUAAUGUAUCAUAAAAUUUUAAAAGAAUCACCAGCUCCCCAUUCUGGCCUGCCUCCCAUGUGUAACUGCUACCAGCACAGACAAAUACGGAAAAGACUGUUUUAGCAAUUUGGAUUUUGCUACAUUCUCCUCUCCCAUUGGAUGGGUUAUUGAAUAUUCUUCCUCUGCCGACACAGGUAUCCAACCGUCAAACAGGAGAGUCACUUUUUUUGUGUAUUUUUUUUGUACUUACCUUUUUUCCCCUUUUUUCUAGAUAUUCAAUGUCUGCUUGUGAUCUUGUAUAAAGGGAGCCUUUGUCUGGAUUUGGCACAUGUACAGUACAGUUUAUAUGAAAACAAGUGUUUUUGCCUUUAUUAAUAUUAAAACUGAAGGAACAUGUGUAAA
Xenopus laevis (African clawed frog) is the source of this 5624-nucleotide messenger RNA. RefSeq names its product bromodomain adjacent to zinc finger domain 1B S homeolog (gene baz1b.S). The transcript has 19 exons. Lineage: Eukaryota; Metazoa; Chordata; Amphibia; Anura; Pipidae. Gene Ontology annotation, biological process: chromatin remodeling; DNA damage response. The coding region runs from base 182 to 4510 and encodes 1442 amino acids. Gene Ontology annotation, molecular function: histone H2AXY142 kinase activity; protein tyrosine kinase activity; non-membrane spanning protein tyrosine kinase activity. The record is from RefSeq and is a predicted model, not a curated record. Gene Ontology annotation, cellular component: chromatin; WICH complex; nucleus.